Nematostella vectensis (starlet sea anemone) is the source of this 2502-nucleotide messenger RNA. RefSeq names its product neuropilin-2. The record is from RefSeq and is a predicted model, not a curated record. Lineage: Eukaryota; Metazoa; Cnidaria; Anthozoa; Actiniaria; Edwardsiidae. The transcript has 3 exons. The coding region runs from base 1 to 780 and encodes 259 amino acids.
AUGUUUUUCUUCCUGUGCUUCUUCGUAUUCCCUCUCACAUCGGCCAUUCAGAAAACAAGGAAUUCCAUGUUUGGGCAUUCUCUCCUUGCAUCUCCCUACGACGAGACGAGUGUUAGGACACUUUGGGAAUGCUACAAACUCUGCUAUGACGACAAAGAAAACUGCGCCAGCAUCAACUAUGACAUGAAAAAAGAGAGAUGCAAGCGUAUGAAGGUUUCACACGUAAAUCUGCCUCGCGAACUCGUGAAAAUGAAAAACUCAGUUUACGCAGAUAUAAGAGAAGGUUGUGCUAGCAAACCCCACCCCCUGGGGAUGGAAGAUGGCCGCAUUCAAGACACAAGUAUCACGGCUUCGUCAACUUAUUCCUCUCCUGGGCACAACCCUCACCACGCACGCCUAAAUAACCAGCCAGUGAAAGAAGAACACAUAGGCGCAUGGGGAGCGGCAGACUUACAAACAAAAGGCGAGUAUCUGCAGGUGGACCUUGGCCGAGUCACGUGGAUUACCCAUGUAGCAACGCAGGGGCGCCCGAUAGAACAUGCCCAAUGGGUGACUGAGUACAGUGUGGAGUACAGUCUGACGGGAGAACAGUGGCAGAGUUACCUAGACGGGAAUGGUGUGGUUAUGGUUUUUCCUGGCAACUUUGAUCAGACCACUGUGGUAAAGAACGAGCUCUUUCCUGUCAUCAAAACGCGCUACGUAAGGAUUGUAGUUCAGGCUUCGAAUGGAAAUGUCGUCAUGAGAGCUGAAUUGUACGGAUUGGAGUGCAGUUUCACUUAGAGAUGGCGUGCAGUUUCAUGCAGUUUUAUUUAAUAAGCUGUGCAGUUUCACUUAUUGCAGUCUUAGUUGCUUAAAUGAAUAUUUGCACUUGUUAACAUAAUACUUUAGAGUUUCCAAUAUAGAGAAUGAAGACACUACCGAUAACAGAUAGAAUAGCAGCUAUCGUUAUCCAGAAACUAGUACUUUACUACAAAUUUUCAUCUUUUAUAAAACUCUCUGUCUUGAAAAAGUCCUAUCAAAUACAAAUAUUUGGCUGGAGAACCAGUUUUGGGGGCUCUUGGAGGGCAUUGUUCUCUAUACAGCGGACAUUUUUUAAAUACUUGAUUCCAUUGGUGCUACGUAGCCUGUCUCAGAUCCUAUAAUAAUCUUUCAAAAAGUACAAGGGGCUCCUUUGAUUGUAUCACAGAUAAUUGGCCUCUCUGUUUGGUUACAGCAUGAUCUGGGCUAUCCAUCUGCAUCUGGUUGUAUCCAAUUUGCAUGGCCUCCGUGUCUGGGUGUAUCCCAUUUGCAUUGUCUCCCUGUCUGCGUGUAUGUCAUCUGCAUGGUCCCCGUCUCUAGGUGUAUUCCAUCAGCAUGGUCUUCCUGUCUGGGUUUAUCCCAUCUGCAUGGUCUCCCUGUCUGGGUGGAUCCCAUCUGUAUGGUAUCCCUGUCUGGGUGUAUCUCAUCUGCAUAAUCUUCUUGUCUGGGUGUAUCUUAUCUGCAUGGUCUCUCUGUCUGGCUGUGUUCAAUCUGCAUGGCCUUCCCUGUCUGGGUAUAUUCCAUCUGAAUGGUGUCCCUGUCUGGGUGUAUUCCAUCAGCAUAGUCUUCCUGUCUGUGUGUAUCCCAACUGCAUGGCCUGCCUGUCUGGGUGGAUCCCAUCUGUAUUGUCUCUUGGUCUGGGUAUAUCCCAUCUGCAUGGCCUCCCUGUCUGGGUGGAUCCCAUCUGCAUGGUCUCCCUGUCUGGAUGUAACCUAUCCACGUGGUCUCCCUAUCUGGGUAUAUCCCAUGUGCUUGGUCUCCCUGUCUGGGUGUAUCCUAUUUGCAUGGUCUUCCUGUCUGGGUGUAUCCUAUUUGCAUGGUCUUCCUGUCUGGGUGUAUUUCAUCAGUAAAGUCUCCCUGUCUUGGUAUAUCCUAUCUGCAUGGUUACCCUGUCUGGGUAUAUCUCGUCUGCAUGGUCUCUCUGUCUGGGUGUAUACCAUCUGCAUGGUCUCUCUGUCUGGGUGUAUCCCAUCUAAAUGGUCUCCCUGUCUGGGUGUAUACCAUCUGCAUGGUUUCCCUGUCUGGGUGUAUCCCAUCUGCAUGGUUUCUCUGUCUGGGUGUAUGCCAUCUUCAUUGCCUCCCUGUCUGGGUGUAUCCCAUCUGCAUGGUCUCCAUGUCUGGGUGUAUCCCAUUUGCAUGGUCUCCCUGUCUGGGUGUAUCCCAUCUGCAUGGUCUCCCUGUCUGGGUGUACACUACCUGCAUGGUCUCCUUGUUUGGGUGUAUCCCAUCUGCAUGGUCUCCCUGUCUGGGUGUAUACUAUCUGCAUGGUCUCCUUGUCUGGGUGUAUCCCAUCUGCAUGGUCUCCCUGUCUGGGUGUAUCCCAUCUGCAUGGUCUCCCUGUCUCGGUGUAUGCCAUCUGCAUGGUUUUAACAGUGAGAGAGAGAGAGAUGCCUUUUUUAAUGAGGGAUUCACUUAAUAUCACAAUGAUAAUGUACGCAUGGCCCUCAACAGAAACAAAAUUAAUAAAAGCUAUUUACAAAUCUG